Molecule: messenger RNA, 843 nt
Organism: Adineta ricciae
Lineage: Eukaryota; Metazoa; Rotifera; Eurotatoria; Adinetida; Adinetidae
Source: the annotation of a GenBank genome assembly
AUGAAUUUAAUUGGCUAUUUUUCUAUAUUCUUCUUCUUUUAUCCACCAUAUGCUUGUACAAUUCAAUGUCAUGUAUGUGAAACACACGUUUACGACCACCCGGUUACUAGCAACGAUCUUUCCUUUCCAACUGAAGAAGAAUGCCACAUAGUCUUAGCGCAUCAUGGUUGCUAUAUACUUGUCGAAUGGUAUGGAGAUGGGAGAAGUGUCGUAUCUUAUAACACUGAUCAAGCGGUUCCGUAUGAUAGUGUUACUACGAUCAUAGAACGUCAAAUGACUACUGCUACCGGUAAAUACGAAACUCGUAAAUCGAUCGGUUAUGGUUGUAAAUCAAGUCAAACGGCUUGCAACGAUAUUGACCACAUAAAACGUCUGAUGGACUUGGUAACAUUUCCGAUACUUAAUAAGAUCGAGCAGUUUGACUAUUUACUCACUCCGAUGAUGAAUUUUAAUGCACAUUCGUGUACUCAAAUAUCGAAUAUGAAAAACUGUUCUCAAACGAAUCGAACAACUUGUCGUCAAUGUCUGAGUACUAUUCGGUAUUCCGAUCAAGUGGAUAUAUGUAGUUCGUGCGUAUCCGAUGAACCCAAGAGGAACUACUUUAUUUAUCGAACGACUUUCCGUGUUGAUAUGGGUUCUCGCGUUGACGAGAUAAAAGUUAUCUGUCAGAAUGGAGAGAUUUGUUCUACAACAGUAAGUAUCGAACAGAUUAGACAAAAUUUAACGACAGAAUUGAAUUCGUGGGAGUUCCAUCGCUCAGUGGCAACAACAAUGAGACCCGUUCAUAAUUAUUUACUAUAUCUCACGAGUUUUAUUGGUAUUCUUCGAUUCACUCACAAAUAA